Messenger RNA from Tigriopus californicus, 1755 nucleotides. RefSeq lists its product as uncharacterized. The record is from RefSeq and is a predicted model, not a curated record. The transcript is spliced from 4 exons. NCBI's taxonomy places the organism in Eukaryota, Metazoa, Arthropoda, Copepoda, Harpacticoida, Harpacticidae. The coding region runs from base 156 to 1730 and encodes 524 amino acids.
UUCGAACAGGUAGUUGGGAAGGGGAUGUUGAAGGCACUCACUCACUAUCGCAAGGGCCCCUCAAAGUCAGUGCGAACGUGUUUAGUUGGCUACUUUUUCGAACACAAUUGAUCAGCAUGGCCAAUCAGACCCUUUGAGGACUAAUAAAUUUUCAAAUGGCUGGAGAAACGACCCGUUCCAAUGGGGACAUGAGCCGACAAUUGGGCCAUAAUGAGCUAUUUGCCCAUGUGAGUCACAACAACAGUAAUCUCAAUGUGAUGUGCGGCCUGACGUUGCUAACGAGGCAAGCAGUAGACGAAGGUCUGAUGAAAUGUGCCUUGCAAGAGUUCCAACACAUGUUCCCUCAAUUGACGAGUCGUAUUCGGGAGGAUCAAGGUCAUCCCUACUUUGCACCGAUGGAAUGUCCGACUUUCCCUUUGGACACCGAAUUCAAGUGCCAAGAUAUGCUUCACACCAAAUUCAAUACCAGCCAAGGGCCACUUUGGCGAGUCCAACUCGUCACCGAGGAUACCAUGGAACAAGCUGCCUUGUCUUUUGGACCUGAAAUUGCAGCCAUUAUUGGUGACGAUUCUGACGUGAAAACUCGAUGGCGAUACUUCCUCAGGUACUUCCAAGGCAAGGUCAAUCAGUCAGAUAUUGAAAAGUUCGACGAAGAUGCUGACGGAUUCCGCAGCUUCAUUCUCAUGGUCUUUCAUCCGAGUAUCACGGACACACUGGGCUGCUUUCAUCUGCUAAGGCAGUUCCUGGUCAUUUUGGAUGCCAUCUUGGAGGAAAAUGCCAAUGUCAUGACCGGCGAAUCCGGCUCUCAUAUUGAGGAACUUCACAAACCCAUCGAAAACCUGAUCGCCCCUAAUGAAUAUGGGUUCCAUCUUAGUGAUUUGAUGACCAUGAGUAAAAUGAUGGGCAGCUACAUGAUGCCGAGAAAGAGCCCCUUUGAUCUGGUCAAAUGUAAAUCUGAGGCUCCUUUCCGGACGGAGGUUCUUAGAGGUUGGCUGAAUUCCGAGCAAACCUCUGAGCUUCUGGCUCUCAUGGAUGAUGACGACGUGUCUCUUCAUGGUGUGAUAUUGGCUGCUGGACUCCUCGCCACGUCUCGAAUACUCCAAGGGGAUUGCGCUAAGGAACAGCCCCCAUCAAAAGCGGUCAACAUGCGAGCCUCUCAAGAAGCCAAUCUCAGAUUGUAUUGCCCAACUUCUCCCAAGUACGGUUGCUUGGGCGCAUAUUUCGACUCGGAUUUCGUUGUCCAACCCAUCACCGACCGAAUCGAGUUCUGGCGAUUCGCUCACGAAGUCACCAUGAAGCAUAACACUGCCAAAGGGAACAAAGAACCUCUGAAGGUUUUGCGGAUUUACAGUAAGUUAGGUGCUUUAGGAGACAUGAACGGUCCGUUUAAAGACCUUGAGCGGCAGACAGCACUCAGCAACGAGCUGGGCGUGGCGGUGUACGGCGAUCUAAGCAAUCUAUUCCGACGCGAGAACUCGCAAUACCAAUCAUUGGACAUGUGGAACCGCCCAUUGUCCAUGACACAGCGAAACAUUCGGCUGGAAGAUGUCUUCCACACGGUGGCUCGUCAAAACAUGGGAUCCCCCGUGACACACACGGCCCACGUUCUCCAUGGAAAACUGAACUAUAUUAUGAGCUACUACACGACAUACUUAGGCCAACGAGAAGCUCUCAUGCUCAGAGAUGAAAUGGUGAAUAUCUUAAGAAUGGCCACAGACCCACAACAAUGAAUAAAAAUCUGAAUUAAAAAAACGA